AUGUUGUCAAGAAUAGCCCGUGCCCCACGUAUGGGUUUGAUUGCCUCGCAUCUUUACAAAUCAGCCGCUUCUCCCACAGUACGUAGGCAAGCGGUUGGUAUCAUCUCCCCUUGGACUCGAACAUUUGCAAGUACCGAAAACAAUCCCAUCAACAACCAAAGCAAAAAGCAGCCUUCGCCAUCGUCCUCGUCGCAGUCGGACGCCGCUCUCGAAUCUGCCUCAUCUCAGAAGCCAACUACACCCGCCGAUGACGCUAAAAACGCUCCAAAGGAGCCAGAGCCUACUCCUUUUCACAAACUACCUGAUUUGACGCAAGGUAUUCCUUCAACUCUCGACGAGGAAUUGCGAAAGCAAUCGGGCCAGUCUCAGUCUGCUUUGGAGACUGUCGAUCAAGAAUCGGGAAGUGGCGGAAAGCGAGAGCGGCCCGAGUACGUUUCAACAAGCGAUCGCAAUCGCAAAUGGUGGACCCGAUUCGUUUUGCUAGCCGCUGCUAGUGGAGGUGUCUUUGGAGUACUCUACAUGGGCCGGAACUGGGACGAUGUUAUAGAAACCGAACGCCACAGCGACAUUCCCAACGGUUGGACCCCUACCCUUUGGUGGCACAGAGUAAGAGCUCGUAUGGGCGAGUCCGUCUCCUACUACCAGGAUCCUGCCUUCGAUAAGCUCCUCCCCGAUCCUGACCCCAGCUUCGAACGCCCUUACACUCUUUGCUUAAGCUUGGACGAUCUCCUUGUGCACAGCGAAUGGACACGCGAGCAUGGCUGGAGAGUUGCCAAACGACCUGGCAUGGACUAUUUUGUCAGAUAUCUGAGUCAGUACUACGAGUUGGUUCUUUUCACCAGUGUGCCGUUUGCCAUGGGUGAACCAAUUGUUCGCAAACUCGACCCCUUCCGCUUCAUUAUGUGGCCAUUAUAUCGCGAGGCAACCAAGUACGAAGAUGGUGAGAUUGUCAAGGAUCUUUCCUACCUGAACCGAGAUCUAUCCAAGGUCAUCAUCAUCGACACUAAAGCCCAGCACGUACGCAAGCAGCCAGAAAACGCCAUCAUUCUGGAUCCAUGGAAAGGAGAUAUCAAGGACAACGAGCUAGUGGGACUAAUCCCCUUCCUGGAAUACAUCCACACCAUGCAAUACUCGGAUGUUCGAAAGGUUCUCAAAUCCUUCCAGGGUAAGCAUAUCCCGACCGAGUUUGCCCGUCGUGAGGCUAGUGCAAGAAAGGAAUUCAACAAGGAACUGGAGCAGAAAAAGAAGACGAAGAAGUCUGGAGUGGGCGCACUGAGCAACCUCUUGGGUCUCAAGUCAAGCAACUUGAGCAUGACCAUACCCCCUGAGGGCGAGCAAAACCCAACAGAGGCUUUUUCUCAGGGCAAGAUGUUGCAGGAUCUUGCCAGGGAGCGAGGACAGCGAAACUUUGAGCUUCUAGAGAAGGAAAUCCGCGAAAAUGGCGAGAAAUGGCUGAUGGAGGAGCAACAAGCCAUGGAAAAGGCGCAACAGGAAGCCAUGAAUAGCAUGAUGGGAUCCUUCUUGGGUUGGUUCGGACCCAAGCCUAAAAGCGACGCAGUAGGCGCAGAGAAAAAGGCGUGA
Messenger RNA from Ustilaginoidea virens, 1581 nucleotides. RefSeq lists its product as uncharacterized. The record is from RefSeq and is a predicted model, not a curated record. The transcript has 2 exons. The coding region runs from base 1 to 1581 and encodes 526 amino acids. NCBI's taxonomy places the organism in Eukaryota, Fungi, Ascomycota, Sordariomycetes, Hypocreales, Clavicipitaceae. Gene Ontology annotation, molecular function: phosphoprotein phosphatase activity.